Halichondria panicea is the source of this 568-nucleotide messenger RNA. Its product is annotated as PH domain-containing protein DDB_G0274775-like. The transcript is spliced from 5 exons. Bases 162 to 452 code for a protein of 96 amino acids. The record is from RefSeq and is a predicted model, not a curated record. Lineage: Eukaryota; Metazoa; Porifera; Demospongiae; Suberitida; Halichondriidae.
CUGUCACCAUGGAAACUAAAUGCGUGGGAGGCACAGAUUGGGCCGAUUGUUUUCUAAUAGAACUUUUGUUUCACAGAAAGAGUAAGACCACGCCUCAUUAGUGUACCUUCAGCUUGUACUUCAGCUUGUCUGAUGCUUGUAGUAGGUCCCGUACAGUCAUCAUGUCCCUCCAGACCAUCAAGGAAGGUCACCUCUACAAGAAAGGCAAGAUUAACAAAGACUGGAGACAGAGAUUGUUUGUGCUCAAUGGAAAGAGGCUCUCUUACUUCAAAGGAGGGAACCACAGUCCGGCAGGUACAGUUGAGCUGAAGGAUAUAAGAAAUGUUACGGAUAUUGUAGAAGACGGGACCUUUCAGAUAAAAACUCCAGACAGAGUGUACGACAUACGUGGUGACACGAAGGAAAUGUCUCAAGAAUGGGUUGAUGCAAUAAAAGAGGCAAUCUCAGCAUAGAAACUCAUUUCCUUCAAAACUCACACACAUGUUUUUAACUGUAUAAGUAUUUGGUGUGAACUCUUUGUGUGAUUGUGUUGUGUGUAGUUGCUCUAAUGCUUCUUUCAACCUGUGAA